AUGUAUAGCCAUGUAUUGCCAUGUAUAGCCAUGUAUUGCCAUGUAUACCCAUGUAUAGCCAUGUAUAGCCAUGUAUUACCAUGUACAGCCAUGUAUUACCAUGUAUAGCCAUGUAUAGCCAUGUAUUACCAUGUAUUAUUAUGUAUCACCAUGUAUUACCAUGUAUAGCCAUGUAUAGCCAUGUAUAGCCAUGUAUAGCCAUUUAUAGCCAUGUAUUACCAUGUAUCACCAUGUAUUACCAUGUAUAGCAAUGUAUAGCCAUGUAUAGCCAUGUAAUGUCAUGUAUAGCCAUGUAUAGCCAUGUAUAGCCAUGUAUUACCAUGUAUUACCAUGUAUAGCAAUGUAUAGCCAUGUAUUGCCAUGUAUACCCAUGUAUAGCCAUGUAUACCUAUGUAUAGCUAUGUAUACCCAUGUAAUGGCAUGUAUUGCCAUGUAUACCCAUGUAUAGCCAUGUAUACCUAUGUAUAGCUAUGUAUACCCAUGUAAUGCCAUGUAUUGCCAUGUAUACCCAUGUAUAGCCAUGUAUACCCAUGUAUAGCCAUGUUUUGCCAUGUAUAGCCAUGUAUAGCCAUGUAUAGCCAUGUAUACCCAUGUAUAGCCAUGUUUUGCCAUGUAUAGCCAUGUAUUGCCAUGUAUACCCGUGUAUAGCCAUGUAUAGCCAUGUAUUACCAUGUAUAGCCAUGUAUUACCAUGUUCAGCCAUGUAUUACCAUGUAUAGCCAUGUAUAGCUAUGUAUUACCAUGUAUCACCAUGUAUUGCCAUGUAUUACCAUGUAUUAUUAUGUAUCACCAUGUAUUACCAUGUAUAGCCAUGUAUAGCCAUGUAUAGCCAUGUAUAGCCAUGUAUUACCAUGUAUCACCAUGUAUUACCAUGUAUAGCAAUGUAUAGCCAUGUAUAGCAAUGUAUAGCCAUGUAUAGCCAUGUAAUGUCAUGUAUAGCCAUGUAUUACCAUAUAUCACCAUGUAUUGCCAUGUAUAGCCAUGUAUAGCCAUGUAUAGCCGUGUAUAGCCAUGUAUAGCGAUGUAUUACCAUGUAUCACCAUGUAUUACCAUGUAUAGCCAUAUAUAGCCAUGUAUUGCCAUGUAUAGCCAUGUGUUGCCAUGUAUACCCAUGUAUAGCCAUGUAUUACCAUGUACUGUUAUGUCUAGCCAUGUAUUGUCAUGUUUUACUAUGUAUUACCAUGUAUUGCCAUGUAUUACUAUGUAUAGCCAUGUAUUGCCAUGUACAGCCAUGUGAUUCCAUGUAUUACUAUGUAUUGCCAUGUAUUGCCAUGUAUAGCCAUGUAAUGACAUGCAUAGUUAUUUAA
Messenger RNA from Porites lobata, 1306 nucleotides. Lineage: Eukaryota; Metazoa; Cnidaria; Anthozoa; Scleractinia; Poritidae. The record is from the annotation of a GenBank genome assembly.